Vanderwaltozyma polyspora DSM 70294 is the source of this 2847-nucleotide messenger RNA. Its product is annotated as Zn(II)2Cys6 transcription factor. The transcript has a single exon. Gene Ontology annotation, molecular function: zinc ion binding; DNA-binding transcription activator activity, RNA polymerase II-specific. Gene Ontology annotation, biological process: regulation of transcription by RNA polymerase II. The record is from RefSeq and is a predicted model, not a curated record. NCBI's taxonomy places the organism in Eukaryota, Fungi, Ascomycota, Saccharomycetes, Saccharomycetales, Saccharomycetaceae. The coding region runs from base 1 to 2847 and encodes 948 amino acids.
AUGAUGUCGAUGGGAGGAAGAACUGCCAAUUUAAUCAUAGAUAAUUCAAAACAUUUAAAAUUAUCUGAAUCCAAUACCACCAACAACAAAAACAAAGACAGUAUCGCAAGAACUGUACUUCAUGAUACCCAAAUGUUACCAACUGCUGUAGAUGUAUCCUCAUCGUCGUCAUCUUCAACAAUAACAGCCCCAACUGCAAAUACACUUGCAAAUACAUCAAUAAAUUCAGAAAGCCCAACUGAUCACAUCGAAUUAGUGAAUGUAGGUGGUAAAACGUUUAGUAAAACUUCAACUGGUAAAAGAAAAUUCCAUAAAAAAUCAAAAAAUGGUUGUGACAAUUGUAAGAGAAGAAGGGUUAAGUGUGAUGAGUCAAAACCGAUCUGUCAAAAAUGUAUUAAUAUGAAACUAAACUGUGUAUAUACUCCUGUCCAACCAAGGAAGAAAAAAAAUCCUCUAAAGAAUAUUAAUAAUAGUAACAACAAUACAAAUUUAUUAAAUGAUAAAAAUUCAAUUGGAAAAAUCAAUAAUAAUAAUAAUAAUAAUAAUAAUAACAAUAAUAAUAAUGCUAAUAGAAUCCAGAAGCCAAAGGAAUUAAGCAAAAAUAAUAUUGAUAUAUCAGCGAUUAAUAGAUUGAAAAUGGAAAAUAAUAUAAAAUUAAAUGGUUUAUCCAAUGAUAAAUUAAUAACCACUACAAAAGAUGGAAUCAUUCGAAGUAAUAAUGUUCCAAAUAAUGCAUCAGAUCAAAUUAAUAUUCAACAACAACAACAAAAUCAAAAUUCAAAUAUAAACAUAAAUGGAGUUACCCAAACUCAGCAAAAGCAAAUGCUAUUACUACCUCAAUUUAUGACAUUAUCAGCAUCAGGUUCUUACUCUGGCUUAAUUCCAGCAUUGUCUUCAACUUCUAUAGCUUUAUCAGCUAGCCAAGAAAAAGCUUUUACACCUUUUAUAGAUCUUCCAAAUCCUGCAUCACCACAACUUCAAUCUACAGGAAUGAGUAUCACUAAUAGUUUCAGUAGCAUCUUCUCGCCUGGGAGAAUUCCAAAUCCAUUGGGUCAACAAACUACCGCUGCUAACGGUACUAGUAACUUAAAUCAAUCAAUUACAAACCCCCAGAAUCAAACUCAAACUCAAAAUCAAAAUGUAAAUACCCCUUCACUUCUAAACCCAGAUAGUUUCACUCAACUGAGUAAAGCAAAAAGUUUCAUGGGUGUAGGUAUGGGACAAACUAUGAGUAAUAGCCUAAGUUUAGGUGCUAGUAUGAAUAUGGGCGUCUUUUCACCUGCUGGUGUAGGAGGUGUUAAUUAUGAUUAUCAAGAGCUUUUGGGUUUGAAGAUUCAACCAAACCAAGCUAAUUCUGUAGGCACCCCAGUAACAAAGGUUAAAACUAGGGAAGAGGCAUUGGCUAAUAUGCAACAGCAACAUUCAGAACUAGUUAUGAAAAAGAAAAAUAGUGAAAAUAGUUCUACCAGUAAUAACAGUCAUCAUAGUAAUAACAGCAACUUCUCUAAUGCAUUAAAAACCGUCGAAAGGCAAGGAGACAAAAUGAAUCCAGUCAUUAGACAAACUGUUGAAGUUAGAAAUGAAAUGCCAGUGAAGAAUAACUUAACAAGCACUUCGAUUCCAUUGACCCCAAUGACAAAAAUUGGUACAAAUACCAUGACUAGAACAUUUUCAGCAGAUAAUAACGGAAGUGUGCUAUUGCGUCCUUCUACAUCGAUAAAUAGUAUUUCUCAAAUUUUUGGCUCUUCAAAUUCAUUACCUCUCCUUCCGACUGCUUCUUUGAAUCAAUCAAACAAUUUAUCCAUAUCCAACUUGAAGGUAUCAUCGAUGUAUCAACCUCCACCAAUAUCACAACCGAAGGUGGAUAAUUCCUCUCCCAAAGACGGUGAUACGAAAGUUUCGAAAUGGGUUUAUUUAUCUCAACAAGGGAACUUAAAUGUGGUUGAUUUGAAGUUAUUCCAUCAUUAUUGUACAGAGGUCUGGCCAACAAUUAUCGAAUCAGGAAUUUCGGGACAAAACGUCUGGAGUGUUGAUAUUCCUGCUUUAGCUCUUGAAUAUCCAUUUCUAAUGCAUUCGCUAUUAGCAUUCAGUGCAACUCAUCUUUCUCGUACUGAAACAGGAUUGGAACAUUACGUUUCCUCGCAUAGAAUAGAUGCAUUGAGACUUUUAAGAGAAGCUGUUCUGCAAAUAUCAGAGGCUAAUAAAGAUGCUCUAGUUGCAAGUUCUAUAAUAUUAAUUAUGGAUUCUUUGGCAAAUGCAUCUAAUAGUACUCCUAAUACAUCAAAUACCCUUUCACCUUCAGCUUGGAUUUUCCAUGUAAAAGGUGCUGCUACUAUUUUAACUGCAGUUUGGCCAUUAAGCGAAAAGUCUAGAUUUUACGAUCUAUUAUCGAUGGAUUUAAGUGGGCUUGGCGGUCUUAUUAAUCAAGAUAGUGAUACGAUAUCUGAGUUGAUUUGCUUUGAUGAAAGUAUUGCUGAUAUGUAUCCUUUAGAGGUUGAUUCGCCUUAUUUGAUUACAUUAGCUUACUUAGAUAAGCUGAACCGUAAUAAGGAUCAAACAGAUUUUAUUUUACGUGUUUUUGCAUUCCCAGCUUUAUUAGACAAAACUUUCUUGGCCUUAUUAAUGACAGGUGACUUAGGUGCGAUGAGAAUCAUGAGAAGUUAUUAUAAGUUAUUGAGAGGUUUUACAACUGAAGUAAAGAAUAAAGUAUGGUUUUUAGAAGGUAUCUCACAAGUUUUGCCGCAAGACGUUGAUGAGUAUAGUGGUGGCGGUAUGCAUAUGAUGUUAGAUUUCUUAGGUCGUGGAUUACCAUCCAUGACUACUACUAAUCUAACUGAAUUUUUGUAA